GAUUCGUAGCGUACGUUUUAAUGUGUCGGUCGUCGAUCAGUUGCUCGUGAACUUAGAGUUGUUUUAAUUGUAUUGUAUAUACGUAUUAUUUAUAUAUUAUUUAUCCGUACUUAUUUAUAUAGUAACAAUCUCACAAACCGAACAAUAAUUAUGGAUGGACAGGAAGUAUUGCAAGUGGGAACCAGCAUCAACAUCAAACGGACCGAUGGUCGUGUACAUUCGGCCAUAGUGGCAGGCAUAAACCACAACAUGCGAACGGCAACAGUCGAAUGGUUCGAGCUGGGCGAGACGAAGGGCAAGGAGAUCGACAUGGCACUAAUCGCCAACCUGAAUCCGGACAUCAUCAUCAACCCAACCGACAGAACCAACGUCCAGAACGCGACAACCGGACGGCAAGGCGUCAACCAUCAAGUACAGUCGGACGGACACAACCUAGCACGAGACUCAUCGGGAUCAUCGGAGGAGGAAACAAGCGCGGCGAUGGCGCAAUCGGGAAGAUACAAUCACAAAAUCGACGAGAGCGACGACGAUUUUAACAGCAAUCAGUUCUCGCCCGAAUCCGCCACCAUGAAUCCUACCCAACAGUCAAUCUCAAGCACUAGAUCUGGUAGUUAUAAUGGAACACGUGGUUACAAUGGAAGGCUUACUAUGUUACCAAAUAACGGGCACACAUUCCCAAACGAGAUCGCCCCAUCCAGGACCGAAACAAAUAUACCCACCAGAACCACCACAACAACCAAUUCACAAGUAAACAAAUCGCGACAAAGUAACGUGGUAAAGGAGGUAGAGAAGUUAAAGAAGAACAGGGAGGAGAGGCGGCAAAGGCAGGCAGAGGAAAAGGCCGAGAAGGAAGCAUUUUUACAGAUGGCGCCAGGAAAUCCACACUGGGAGCUGCUCAACAUGAUACUAGAUUAUCGACGCGGUUUGGAAAUUAAACCGCUAUCGGAGAACGACGCAAUAGAAGACCAUCUGAUUACAGUAUGCGUGAGGAAAAGACCAUUAAACAAAAAAGAGAUGGCCAAGAAGGAGGUCGAUGUUAUAACCAUCCCCUCCAAGAACCAACUAAUCGUGCACGAACCGAAAAACAAAGUUGAUCUUACCAAGUAUUUAGAAAAUCAAUUGUUCAGGUUUGAUUAUGCCUUCGACGAAACAUGUUCGAACGAAAUGGUAUACAGAUACACCGCACAGCCGUUGAUAAAGACAAUAUUCGAGGGCGGCUUCGCCACGUGCUUCGCCUACGGCCAAACAGGUUCGGGCAAGACGCACACGAUGGGCGGCGACUUCAACGGCAAAAGCCAAGACUGUCAGAAGGGUAUUUACGCGAUGGCGGCGGCGGACGUGUUCCGGCUAGCCAACUCGUCGAAAUACCGACAGCAGAACUUCGUCGUCUCGUCCAGCUUCUUCGAAAUCUACUCGGGCAAGGUGUUCGAUCUGCUGAACAACAAGGCGAAGCUGCGGAUUCUCGAGGACGGCAAGCAGCAGGUGCAAGUUGUCGGACUGACCGAGAAGAUUGUCAGUUCGACGGAGGAGGUGCUGAAGCUGAUUCAGAAGGGGAACCAGGCCCGCACGUCCGGACAGACGUUCGCCAACUCGAACUCGUCCAGGUCGCACGCCGUUUUUCAGAUCUAUCUGCGUUCCAACAACAGUAUCCACAAGGUACACGGCAAGUUCUCGUUGAUCGACUUGGCCGGCAACGAACGAGGCGCUGAUACAUCAUCGGCCAACCGUCAAACCAGAAUGGAGGGUGCCGAGAUAAACAAGUCUCUGCUGGCGCUGAAGGAGUGCAUCCGAGCGCUGGGCCGCAAGGGUGCGCACCUGCCGUUCAGGGUCAGCAAGCUGACGCAGGUGCUGCGCGACUCGUUCGUCGGCAACAACUCGCGCACGUGCAUGAUCGCCAUGAUAUCGCCCGGCGUGAACUCGUGCGAGCACAGUCUGAACACGCUGCGGUACGCCGAUCGUGUCAAGGAGCUGGGCGGCGGCGAUCUGCCCGCCUCCAAUCAAAUGUCGGACGAGGCCGAUGUCGAUAACGACGGUGAUCUGAUGCAACUACGCUCGCUGAAUGAAAACGACAUGACACCAGAGUUACUUAAUUUCCAUCAAGUAAUAUCUGAUAUCCAACUGUCUGAGGAGAACAUGCUGGACAACCACAAACAGACAUGCGAGGAGAUGGCGGUGAUUUACAAGAAGGCCGUAGAAUUACUGAGGACUACCGAUGAGGUUACGUAUGAUCAAGACUUGUACUCAAAGCAAUGGGUCGAACUAAUAGACAACGCUUUGGAGACGUUUGUGAAGGCGAAAGACAUCGUCGACGAUUUUAGAGCGAAAUUGGCAGCUGAAGAACAGUUGAGUCGUAAAACUACCAGAAGGAAGUAAUCUUACCAUUUCUCUGAACUACUACUUUGUUUAUUAGGUUACUUAUUUAUUACUUUUUGAUACUGCAAUGAUUAAUUAAAGUUUAAUAUUACUAUUAUUUAUUAUUAUUAUUAUUGUUACUUUUUUAUUAUAAGGCCUUUAAAUAUAGGUGUAUUGGCCGUAACUUUUACGCUUUUUAAAUAACUAACCAAAUAAUGACAUUCCUUUGAAUGUGGAUCUUAAAACGUAUAGCCGGCAUUGUUAAUACUUUCUCUCAUAAUUUCGUUUAAUUUCACUAUUAGGCUGUGCUAAUUUUUUAAAAAAACAAAAUGCAGGCUAUUUUUUCUGAUAUGUUGUAGAAUAAAUGAUCUGUUUCAUAGUUUAUUAUCAUAGUUUGUUAGGAUUGUUCUGAGUUGUAUAUUUUGCAAUUUAGACUGUUCUUGCUGUCUUAUAUUGUUGGUUAUUAAUUAAUUAAACAAACAAUCCACAUACAAAUUUUAUCACACUUUCAAUUUGCAAAUCACAUAGAUGGUUUGUUUGUUUAAAUAAUUAAUUGCAGAACUGUUCAAAUUAUGAAAAAAAAGGUUCAAUUUGACUCGAGAAGAAAAUAUAUAUUUGUUUUAUACCAUUCAAACAUUAGUCACAGUAAGUAAGAAGAGACAAAGUGAAUCUUUACCUUAUUUUAAAUGAUUUUUUAAUCAUGUUACUCAUACGUAUUUUAAAUGAGUUUCAAACUUCUCAGUUUUUAAUCAAAACAGAUUUUAUUUGCCUUAAACUUAAGCAAUGUUCAAUAACAUGCUUGAAUGUUUAUUUACAAUUACUGCAAUAAAAAAUCGAUUAUUA
This is a messenger RNA of Aethina tumida (small hive beetle), 3195 nucleotides long. Its product is annotated as kinesin-like protein Klp10A. The record is from RefSeq and is a predicted model, not a curated record. The transcript is spliced from 11 exons. Bases 151 to 2373 code for a protein of 740 amino acids. NCBI's taxonomy places the organism in Eukaryota, Metazoa, Arthropoda, Insecta, Coleoptera, Nitidulidae. Gene Ontology annotation, biological process: microtubule-based movement. Gene Ontology annotation, molecular function: microtubule motor activity; ATP binding; microtubule binding.